Molecule: messenger RNA, 1776 nt
Organism: Raphanus sativus (radish)
Lineage: Eukaryota; Viridiplantae; Streptophyta; Magnoliopsida; Brassicales; Brassicaceae
Product: protein ALP1-like
Exons: 6
Coding region: 427-1647 (406 amino acids)
Source: RefSeq, a predicted model, not a curated record
GUAAUAGCUGGACAGGAACGGCGCCCAAGGAAUCAUCUCUCAGUUCUUGAAGCAUUUGGGAACACCAAAACUCUCAGGUUUCUCUCUUCUUUGCCGCAGCUCGAGCUCUCUCUCCAACGCAACGCUCGCUCUCUCUCCCGAUCUCAGACGCACACCCUCUCUUCUUUGUUUUGGUCUUCAGAGCUCUCUCUCUCUCUUCUUUGCCGCAGCUCUCCCUCUCCCUCUCUCUCUUCUGUGUUUUGGUUCUCUCGUAUUAAGCUCACUCUCUCCAAGCUCAGAUACUUGAAGCAUUACAACUCAGAUUCUCCAGCUCUCUCCUUCUCUGACGCCUCUCCAGCUCUCUCUCUCUCAAGCUCACACUCUUGCUCACACUUAAGCUCACACUCUCAAGCUCACUCUCUGACGUUGUUCCUCUCACUUUUUAAGAUGGCAAAAGAUAUGAUUAAAAGAUGGAUAUUGGAAGAUGAGGAUGGUGAUUAUGACGAUGAGCUUGGCUUGUUUGAUGUGGCUACUGAGAGAGUGAGUCAUCGAACAGAUAGAGGAGCAGGAUGGCGUUAUGUUCAACAGCUUAUGUAUGAAUCUGAUCAGCAGUGCUAUGAUAUUCUUCGGAUGCAUCAGAGAACUUUUAAAGCUUUGUGUAAGUUGCUAACUGAGCAAUAUGGAUUGAAAGAGUCUCACAACGUCUACCUUGAGGAAUCUGUUGCAAUGUUUCUUGAGGUUGUUGGUCAAGACAAGACUAAGCGGGUUAUUGCUUCAAGGUAUCAAAGAUCAUUGGAUACGGUACAAAGGAAGCUUGAUGAUGUCUUAUGUGCUCUUCUCAAGUUUGCAGCAGAUACACUAAGACCACAAGAAGGCGAGUUUGAAAGAGUAAGUCCUGUUGUGAGGAAUGAUCGUCAGUAUUGGCCUCAUUUCAAAGAUUGUGUCGGAGCACUUGAUGGAACGCAUGUCCCGGUUCGUCCUCCAAGUCAGAAUGCAGAAGCAUAUAAUGGUAGAAAAGGAGUUACAAUGAAUGUUCUCGCCAUAUGUAACUUCGAUAUGAAGUUCAUAUAUGCAUAUGUUGGAGUACCUGGUAGAGCACAUGAUUCAAAAGUCUUGACUCAUUGUGCGAGGAAUGAGGCUUCUUUCCCACAUCCUCCUCCUGGAAAGUACUACCUAGUUGAUUCCGGAUACUCGACCAGGACAGGGUAUCUUGGUCCGCAUCGUAAUAUGCGAUAUCAUAUUCCUCAAUUUCAGAGAGGAGGACCACCAGUUAGUGCACGAGAGCUGUUUAACAAAAGGCAUUCAAGUCUGCGAUCAUACAUUGAGAGGACAUUUGGAGUAUGGAAAGCAAAAUGGAGGAUUUUGGACCGUAAGCAUCCAAAGUAUGGUCUGGUCAAGUGGAUUAAGUUGGUGACAGCGACGAUGGCAUUACACAACUUCAUACGUGAUUCACAUCGGGAUGAUCAAGAUUUUUUAGAAUGGGAAAAUGUUGAUGUUGGAGUAGAAGAAGCUCAUGAUGGUGAUGAAGAAGAAGAAGAAGAAGAAGAAGAAGGUGAUGAUGAUGAUGGUGGUGGACAUAUUGAAUAUGAACCGAGAGGUGAUACAUCAAUGGAGGCUUUGCGUGAUAACAUCACAAAUGGAUUUGGUAGAGGUCGUUUACCAUAUUAAAUCAUGUUUUAGUUAAUGAUUUGAUUUUUUUUUAAGACUUGCUGUAAUAUUUUUUUUAUCAACCAACUUAAUUUCAUGUUUCUUUUAUCUGUAAAACAUAUUUGCCUUAUUUGUUUGAAAUGAUAAUUC